CAGACCUUCCAAAAUUCCAUAGUAGGCCGAGGUUAAAGUUGAACUUUGUCCUAAAUUGCUUUCAUGGCGUAGGCCCAGUAGCCUUUCGCACUAUUUGUCAGUUGUAAAACUUAAGCCGCGCCAAAUGACGAACAGUAUUAACAGGUUUCUAAUGAUUUCACAAUACUAACUUGGAGUAUCGUCGUGAAUUGCACAGCAUUUUCGACAAGCAACAGAAAGACAGUAGAAAAGGUGUGCCUGGAAGUGGUCUAAUGAUGGACAAAUCAAAGGCUGAAAUGGACAGUUUGGGAGCAGGGUGCCAUGGAAGUCCAGUUGGCGUUCGACUGGGGGCAGUGAUGGAACAUCUCCAGAGGCAGCAAGAAGCCAAACUGCAGUUGGAACGCGAGGAAAAGCACCUUCGUCAAGCCCAGCUCGCGUUUGCCAAGCAUGUGGCUGCAGCAAGAGUCUCAGGGGCCCCACUAGACUCGACUUUCCGAGGAAAGAGCAUCGAGAGGACACGAACAGAGCAGCAGCAGACUGGUGAUCGCCACCAGAGCAGUAUAGGUUAUGAGAACGAAGAAGACGAACACGGCUCUGAAGGGGAAGACGAUGAAGAGGAUGACGACAUGGAUGACGAGGAGCACAGUGAGGGAGAAGAGGGCGAAGAUGCUCUGGCACUCAACUUAAAGAAACCCCCACUCCAACAAAAGCCCAUUUUUUCUUUUACUCCUUUUUCAACAUCACUUCCCACUGAUCAGCCAGCCUCGUCACCUCCAAUGACUUUCAAACAAGAACCCGAGGAAAAGGAGCUGUCUCCCAUCGACCAGCAUUCAUUCACAUCACCCAAUGGACUUACUGACUGGAGUUUUGAUGAGCAAUUCAAGAAAAAAGGUAGCGUGAGCUGGGCUGAGGAGAAUGAAGAGCAGAGUCGUGCCAGAGCAGAGCCGUCCAGAGACUUCGCCAAGCUCUACGAAUUGGACGGUGACCCAAAUCGCAAGGAGUUCCUGGAUGAGUUGUUCAUCUUCAUGCAGAAAAGAGGCACCCCGGUGAACCGCAUCCCCAUCAUGGCCAAGCAGGUGCUGGACCUGUACAAGCUCUACAAGCUGGUGACGGAGAAGGGAGGCCUGGUGGAGGUCAUCAACAAGAAGAUCUGGAGGGAGAUCACCAAGGGCCUGAACCUGCCCACCUCCAUCACCAGCGCUGCCUUCACCCUCCGCACACAGUAUAUGAAGUACCUGUACCCGUUUGAGUGUGACAAGAAAGGGCUGAGCUCCCCGGGCGAGCUGCAGGCCGCCAUCGACGGGAACCGGCGCGAGGGCCGGCGGGCCAGCUUCAACAGCAGCCUGUUCCGCUACUCGCCAUCGCAGGCCUCGGGCACCCACGCCCUCCUCUCCUCGCCCAAGAUCCACACGCACACCUCCGGACACAACGGCCUGCACUCGCCCCCCAGCCAGGCCCUGAAGAGGAGAGCAGAUGACGCGAGCGGCAUGCUGCCCGGCCGGCUCCCCAUGGCGCAGGGGCAGCAGCAGAUGGCCCAGGCUGCCACCCUGGAACACCUGAGGGAGAGGCUGGAGAGGGCCGGAGGGGGCGAGGGGCCAGAGAGGAAGAUCGCGCGGCUGGCAGAGGAGCAGCAGCGUCUGAUCCAGCAGGCCUUCCAGCAGAACCUGCUGGCCAUGGCCUCUCACUUCAACCCUGUGAAGCUCCCAGCAGCAGCCAACCACGACCAUGAGAGCAAACAAGAUCUGUCUCUGAGUAUUUCCACCAACGGGGCUGCUAGCAUCAGUGUGUCAGUGGAGGUGAAUGGCACUCUUUACUCAGGAAUGCUGUAUGCCCAGAAGUCCUCCGCAGCCUCGUUGGUGUCCAUGACAACAGCUGGUCAGAGUGGGUUUGGCAGCAUGUCGUCGACACACAGCCCCACCUCCUCCUCCUCUCCCUCGUCCUCUAAGGGUCCCAACUGAGUGCAUCACUUCUCUCAGCUGAGAUGGAGCCGUCAGAGUGCAUCUAACAGCUAGAUACAUCAGCCAAAUUCUACCGUGGAAACACUCAAUUCCCUUCCCCUUGCCUCGUCAUGCACCUCCUGCUUGUCGACAAUAUUCUCACGCACGAGCUGCUCACAGUGGUUCAUCACGUUGUGUGUUACAGGUAAACACUUAUUUUUGGUGUCUUUCAUUUUCCUGAUGUCAACUGUGAAUUCAAACUGACUUUGGUCUUUGUGAAUUUCUUCCUCAUUAACUGUUUGUAUUAGCAUUAGUCAUAUCAAGAUGGUCUGUAGACUUGAUUUUAAUUUCUUUAUGAAAAUAUUUAGAAUUGCGGAAAUGGUAAAGGAGUCUUGUACAAAUGCAGCUUUUAAGACGGUAACGCUGUAUGAUAGUUAAGUUAACAGCCAGCCCAACUGUAGAGUUGGGUGGGUAUCUACCUCUGUGGACCAAUGAAUACAGAAUAUCACUUGUUUACAUGUUCGUCUCUAGCAAUAAGACAAAAUCAUCUGUCUUUGUAACCAUUUUGUGUCCAUGCAUAUUUAUGGAAAACCCCCCAAAAAAGCCUUGGAUACAUUUGGCUGCAGUUCAGAAGGGCGAGAUGUUUAUAAUCAAUCAACUUCUUACCUCAUUUGCUUUUCCAUGUUUUGGGAAGGGUCUUUCUCAGGAAUGUCUGUUAGGCCAAGAUGGAUACCCUGAUUUACAGUGGCAGUUCAUUCUGUUCCAAAACACACCCACACCUUUGUGUUUUUGAAUUUUUUUUAAUUCAUCUUUGCAUUGAUCUGAAGAAUAUCAGAGAGACAUUCAACCAGGUCUACCUCACUUUCUAACAAAGAGUUGCUUGUGUUCUAAUUUAGUAGUUUAGUUUCAUUUUUAGAUGGAGUGUUUGAAUCACUGCAGGAAGCAUAUGGCCUGUCUUUAUUUAAUACUGCUGUAUGCAAUCAGAGAAUCAAUAUCCUGUAUACCUCUCACACUACACAGAAUGCCUUGGGAGUGCUACAGCUGACAACCAAAGACCUGUUUGGUAUUGUAGGAAACAAGUCUUCUUUUUGAUAAUCACCCAAUGUAUUUCCUAUGUGGACAUUGCCUUGAGGAAAUAAAUCUGAUGUGAAAACCUG
Messenger RNA from Osmerus eperlanus (European smelt), 3073 nucleotides. RefSeq names its product AT-rich interactive domain-containing protein 3B-like. The coding region runs from base 252 to 1937 and encodes 561 amino acids. Gene Ontology annotation, molecular function: DNA binding. Lineage: Eukaryota; Metazoa; Chordata; Actinopteri; Osmeriformes; Osmeridae. The record is from RefSeq and is a predicted model, not a curated record. The transcript has 10 exons. Gene Ontology annotation, cellular component: nucleus. Gene Ontology annotation, biological process: regulation of transcription by RNA polymerase II.